AUACCAUAGUCGUUUUGUGUUGGGCUUCCACGCGUGUUUGUCUGAAUAGAACAAAGAUGUCAUCUCAAAAAUUUUCUUUGCCUUUGAGAUUUUCCGGAUCUGAGAACAAUUUAUGGGUUGAAUAUAUCCAACUUGCUCAGGAAUAUAAGCCCUUGAAUCUAGGUCAAGGGUUCCCGGAUUUCGCACCCCCGGAAUUCUUGACCAAGGCUCUGGCAGAGGUAGCGAAUGGAGACAAUGUUCUUCUACAUCAGUACACAGGAUGCUUUGGCCACCAUCGGUUGGUGGUAGCUUUGAGCAAGUACUAUUCUCAGCUGAUCGGCCGAGAACUCAACCCGAAGACCGAGAUUAUUGUCACAAGCGGGGCGUUCCAAGCUGUGUUCAACUGCAUCCAAGGUCACACGUCUCCAGGGGAUGAGAUCAUCAUCAUAGAGCCAUUUUUCGACUGCUACGAGCCCAUGGUGCGCGCUGUGGGCGGUGUACCAGUCUUCAUCCCACUACGUCUGAGGAAGCCUGCCCCAGGCAAGCCCAUGACGUCCAGUGACUGGGUGCUAGACCCGGAGGAACUGGAGUCUAAAUUCAGCUCGAAGACCAAAGCCAUCAUCGUCAACAACCCCCACAACCCUGUGGGCAAGGUGUUCAGUCUGGAGGAGCUCACCUUCAUCGCUGAUCUCUGCAAGAAGUGGGAUGUCCUCUACAUUUCUGACGAGGUCUAUGAGCACUUGAUUUACAAGCCGUUCAAACACAUCCGAGCGGCCACUCUCCCCAACAUGUGGGAGCGGACCAUCACUAUCGGCUCUGCAGGGAAGACCUUCAGCGUGACCGGAUGGAAGACCGGGUGGGCGUACGGUCCUGCACCGCUCAUCCGGAAUCUCAUGGUCGUCCACCAGAACAGCGUAUACGCACAACCCACCCCUAUUCAGGAAGCAGUAGCGAUGGGGUUAGAGUUAGAGAUGACACGGCUGGGGCAACCCGAGAGCUACUUCCAGAGUCUGCCACGAGAGUUGGAAGCGAAGAGAGAUUACAUGGUCGCGUUGCUGAAGGAAGUAGGAAUGGAGCCCACCGUGCCACAAGCAGGAUACUUCAUACUGGCUGACUGGACGGAGCUAGGCAAGAAGAUUGAUUUGAGCAGUGAAACUGACAAGUACAAGGACUACAAGUUCACCAAGUGGAUGUCAAAAAACGUGAAGCUCCAAGGCAUCCCUCCGUCUGCGUUCUACAGUGGAGGAGACAAACACCUAGCAGAAAACUUUGUUCGUUACUGUUUCAUCAAGAAAGAUGAAAAUUUGCAGAAAGCAGCUCACAUCCUCAGAACAUGGAAACAGUCCAUACAACAGUAAAGUUAUAAUAGAGUGAUGCAGGCCUACAGUGUGCUAGUGUAGAAGCAACACUAAGGCUCCAAGGACUCUCCCACUGGGCAAAAACUACCUGAGAUGCGACUCAUGAUAACAUACAAUCAUUACACAUCGCUUCUUUAUUAGCUUAUUCAUAUAACAAUUCCUAAACAAGACCAACUUCCACCAACAUUGUGCCACAAGCAGAAUCACUAGUCCUUAUGUUGUAUUGAAAUAAUAACCGUAACUAAAUGUAUCGUACAAUAUUGAACUCUUAAAAAGAGUAUAAAUGAAUCUGAUAAUUGGAAUUGUCAUAAUGACAUACGCUUAUGAAACUAUUGUAAAACAUACUUGAUUUUUAUUCUAUAUAAUAAAAAUUUCUUGUUUUGUACCGGAAAAAUCUUGAAUUUCAAUGAAAUUCUUCCAGUAUUUUAUAUGUUUCUUUGUUAAUUAAGACAGAAUCACAUUAUUGUGAUAAUAUUUAUAAUUUAUAUUAUGCUUUUUGAUAUAAGAUUUUAUUUAGGGGUAGUUUUUAUGUUUCAGCAUUAUCAUAAACUUACCUCAUUUGAGUGAUUACGAAUACUUUUGUCACUUAUUUAUGUUCGUAUUAAUAAAUAUGAUUUUUAUUAAUGUA
Homalodisca vitripennis (glassy-winged sharpshooter) is the source of this 1965-nucleotide messenger RNA. Its product is annotated as kynurenine aminotransferase-like. Lineage: Eukaryota; Metazoa; Arthropoda; Insecta; Hemiptera; Cicadellidae. The coding region runs from base 57 to 1337 and encodes 426 amino acids. Gene Ontology annotation, cellular component: cytoplasm; mitochondrion. Gene Ontology annotation, molecular function: pyridoxal phosphate binding; L-kynurenine:2-oxoglutarate transaminase activity. The transcript has 9 exons. Gene Ontology annotation, biological process: biosynthetic process. The record is from RefSeq and is a predicted model, not a curated record.